Rosa chinensis is the source of this 945-nucleotide messenger RNA. Its product is annotated as HMG-Y-related protein A. The record is from RefSeq and is a predicted model, not a curated record. Bases 199 to 750 code for a protein of 183 amino acids. The transcript is spliced from 2 exons. Gene Ontology annotation, cellular component: nucleus; chromatin; nucleosome. NCBI's taxonomy places the organism in Eukaryota, Viridiplantae, Streptophyta, Magnoliopsida, Rosales, Rosaceae. Gene Ontology annotation, biological process: regulation of DNA-templated transcription; nucleosome assembly; negative regulation of DNA recombination. Gene Ontology annotation, molecular function: nucleosomal DNA binding; double-stranded DNA binding.
UCUCGCAAAUUUGAGCCCAAAUCGAAAGUUUUAAGUUUUAACAUCUCCUGAAAUUUGAACAAAAGGUGUUUAUCGUUGUUGUAGGCCGUAGACUGUAGCCUGUAGCAGAGAGAGAGAGAGAGAGAGGGUUGCUUUGGUCACUCACUGUUUCCACUAUCAGAGAGAGAGAGAGAGAGAGAGACAGAGUCUGCAAAUUUAAUGGCGACUGAAGAGGUCAAGAAACCGCCGUCUCUCCCUCCUUACCCUGAGAUGAUUCUGAAGGCCAUCGAAGGGUUGAAUGAGAAGAAUGGCUCAAACAAGUCGUCAAUAUCAAGAUUCAUUGAAUCAACUUAUGGGGAAUUGCCAGCCGGACACUCUGGACUCCUGUCUAAUCACCUCAGCAAAAUGAAAGAUAGCGGUGAGUUGGUGUUCUGGAAAAACAACUACACAAAGCCGGACCCAAAUGCCCCACCGAGACGGGGACGUGGAAGGCCACCAAAACCCAGGGAUCCAGAUCAGCCACAGGUUGCUAACUUGCCAUCAGGAAGGGGCAGGGGACGCCCACCUAAGGACCCUGAUGCACCCCCAAGACCUCCCAAGGUCAAGGCAUCUUCAGGAAGCGGGAAACCUAGAGGACGACCGAGGAAGAUGGCUCGACCUACUGGAGGUUUAAGUGGCUCCACAACCAUAACAGAUGCAGUGACUGGGAGGCCAAGGGGUAGACCUCCAAAGGUGAAGGAUUCAUUGAAUGAAUUGAGCAUUCAGCAGUAGACAUUUAGUGUGCUAUUAGUGUUACUAUUUUAGUGUUCUUAGUCUCUCUAUAUAACCUCUUUCUGCGUAGAAUUCGAAGCUGUCUCGAUAAUUUAGUUGUGUCGUGUGAUCUUAACUCUGCUUGAACAAUGUGUAAUGAAGUGAUUUGAGGUUCUACUGGUUUCUAAUUAUUUGUCCUGGAGGACAUGACUGCUA